ACCUGCUGGUGUGAAUCAGCGUGUGCGUUGUCAGAGACGUUGUGAGAGCUAUCAAUGACGAGGCUGUCAGCCCCCCCAAGAGCAGCCGAUGAUGCCGCUGUGUCUAUACUGAUAUGCCGAUAGACUGACGCGGCUGUACGGGCAUUAUAAAAACAGACCGCCAAAACCUUUAUCAUCCCGGAUCCCCGGCCACGAAAGGGAUCAUUCACCAUGAAACCCGUUCUGAUCAUUGGCUCAGGUAUCGGUGGACUGACCCUGGCACAAGGUCUCAAACGCGUCAAUAUCCCAUUCGCCAUCUAUGAACGGGAUGCCGCUGCGACUGCUCGGCCUCAAGGAUACAGGAUAAGGAUCCAUGGGCCUGCGUUGGACGACCUCGAGAAAUGUCUCGAGCCGAGCAUCUAUCGACAAUUUGAAGCUACAGCAGGCAAGAACGUCUCCUUUGGGCCUGGUGGCUUUGGAAGGAUCGAUGCAAGGUCAGGCGAAAAGAUCCAAAUGGGCGGACCAAGUCGGCCGGGUGGUGGUGGUGGUGGUGGACCUGGUGGACCUGGAGGACCUGGAGGGUCUCGCCCAGAUUUGAGCAGAUCUCUCCCGAUUGACCGACAGACCAUGCGCGCAUCUCUGUUUAGAGGUCUCGAACCCAUCUACAGCAAAGCAUUUACAAAGUUCACUGAAACUGAGACCGGCGUCGUGGCGACCUUUGCCGACGGGACACAAUCGAUCGAAGGAUCUCUACUGGUCGGUGCAGAUGGGAUCUAUUCAAAAGUAGCGAGACAACUCGUACCGGAAUCCAGUCCGCUCGACACGGGUAGUCGGAUGAUUUUUGGCAAGACACCGCUGGCAAACGUACGUGAUGAUCUCCUGGAAGAGCUCAGAGAAGGCGUACACGUCGUUCAAGAUAAAAGCGAUCCGACCAAGCCCUUGAUCCUGUUCAUGGAAGUCAUGACGUUCACUCAUGCCGAUGCUCCGGAGGAUUACAUCUACUGGGUCAUUCUCGGGGAUCCGCAGUCAUUUGGAGAAACAGAUGAAGAACUGCUGAUGAAGAAGACGGAUCACGCGGCAGCAGAGCUCUCCAGGCAUCUGACCUUGGACUGGGCGAAGGGCAUCAAGGUCAUUUUGGAUCAUCAGGUCGAGGACAACACGUCGAUCCUCCGAAUGACCACUUCGAACCCGAACGCUUUGCCCUGCUGGCCUACGAAUCGACGAGCGACCCUUCUCGGCGAUGCUAUUCAUUGCAUGCCACCGACAGGAGGGUCGGGGGCCAACACGGCGAUCAGAGAUGCGGCAUUGCUCGUGAAGACCUUGGCCGAUUCUCAAGGGGCAGACGGAUGGCCAGAGCAGGUCAUCAAAGGGUACGAGGAUGAGAUGAGGCAGUACGCGGGAGAGAUCGUUCAAUCAAGUUAUCGAGCAGGUGUCAAGGCCUUUGGAGUCAAGCAGAUGCAAGGGUUCCCGGUGUAGACAGAUAGAUAGAUAUGAUA
Messenger RNA from Kockovaella imperatae, 1475 nucleotides. RefSeq lists its product as hypothetical. Bases 211 to 1455 code for a protein of 414 amino acids. The record is from RefSeq and is a predicted model, not a curated record. Gene Ontology annotation, molecular function: FAD binding. Lineage: Eukaryota; Fungi; Basidiomycota; Tremellomycetes; Tremellales; Cuniculitremaceae. The transcript has a single exon.